Molecule: messenger RNA, 1605 nt
Organism: Coffea eugenioides
Lineage: Eukaryota; Viridiplantae; Streptophyta; Magnoliopsida; Gentianales; Rubiaceae
Exons: 11
Coding region: 1-1299 (432 amino acids)
Biological process (GO): glycerophospholipid biosynthetic process
Cellular component (GO): mitochondrion
Source: RefSeq, a predicted model, not a curated record
AUGAGGUUCAGAUUUCAACCGCCAGUUCAACUGUCGUCGUCAGGACAUCAUCUCCUUCCACUUCCAACUCCUCCGCCAUUUUUGUCAUCAUCACCAUCUCUCUCCACCUGCUCAAUCUCCCAUCACCACCGGUUAAUGUUCUCCACAUUUUUACUGCUUGGUACUACUACUCCUAUGACUAUGGAGAAAACAGCUGUGAAUUUGUUGUCGUUUUGGAAUUGUCACAGCAGCAGCAGCAGCAGCAGCAGAUGCACAAGUUCAUUUGGAAUAGCGUUUGAUAUAGAUGGAGUCAUCCUCCGCGGCCAAAACCCCAUUGGAAAUUCUCCCGCAGCUCUUAAAAGAUUGUAUCAUGAUUAUUCUGGGAACUUGAAGAUCCCCUUUCUGUUUCUCACAAAUGGAGGUGGCACCCCAGAGUCUAGAAGAGCCUUUGAGAUGAGUCAACUCCUAGGCGUCAAAAUUUUACCAUCUCAAGUUGUACAGGGGCAUUCAUGUUUUAGAAGCUUGCUGAAAAGGUUCAAAAAUGAUUUCAUUGUUGCAACUGGAAAAGGGGAACCUGAACUGGUGAUGUCUGAGUAUGGUUUCAGAAAUGUUAUCUCACUGGACGACUAUGCAUCAUACUUUGAUAACAUUGAUCCUGUAGCUCAGUACAAAAGCUGGAAGGUUAAGCAGGAAUCAAAUAUGCUACCAUUUUCAAUGAAGUCAAUUCAAUAUGUUUCCCUCGACAGAGUAAAGGCUGCAUUUAUUGUUAGUGAUCCUGUUGACUGGGGGAGAGAUAUUCAGGUCCUUUGUGACAUUUUAUCCUCUCGAGGUCUUCUUGGAGGGGAGGAAGAACAUCAGCCACCGCUAUUUUUUGCUGCUGAUGAUCUUCAAUAUCAGGCUGCAUUUCCUUCCGAGCGUCUUGGCAUAGGUGCAUUCAGAAUUGCCCUUGAAAGUGUCUUCAACAGAAUUCACGACAUGCCGCUGGAGUGUACAGUUUUUGGGAAGCCAAAUCCAUUUGUUUUUAGGAAUGCUGAAGCUAUAUUAAGGCAUAUUUGGGCAUUCUCAUGUCAUGGUAAUGCCAUUAGGCCGGAAGAUGAAGACUCGUCGUCACAUUCUUUUAAGACCCUCUAUAUGAUUGGUGACAAUCCUUUAGUAGACAUCAAAGGGGCAUUACAGGCAGGACAUCCUUGGUUUUCAAUUUUGACUAGAACAGGUGUAUUUAGGCAAACGGAAAAUCAUGCUGAAUAUCCAGCUGAUGUGGUGGUUGAUACAGUGGCAGAGGCGGUUGAUUUCAUUUUGGAAAGAGAGAGUGCUCCUUAGUUGGAAGCCAAAGUUUGAUACUUUGCCCAAUCCAUAUUCUUCAGCACGUUCUUUACCUUCCAGUUCAGUGCAGCAGACUUUGCAUUCACGAUUAUCAAUUCAGACCACAAACUAUUCUCCACUCAGUCCCUGUGGAAUACUUGCAAUUGAAUUUUGAUACCAUAAGCAGUUGUCGUACACUUCUGCUCACAGUUCAGCUCAUGGGAACUAAGCUGUGCUGUGCACCAGCAUUUUGAUCCGAUAACUUUGUGUUUUUACUGUUUUCUGUCAUACGUAUCUAUAUAUGGUCUCUCCAGGAUGCGAAAA